AUGCAGCUCGCACUCAACUUCCUAGCCCUCCAAGCCCUGGUGGCGAGCGCCGUCUCGGCGGCCUCGCUGCACACCCGUCAGACCAACCGCGUCGCCAACGACACCACCCCCGUAGCGUCCAUCAGCCCGUCCGACCCGUUCCCGACCAACGUCGGCUACCCUGGCACGCGCAAGUACGGCCCGCCCCCCUUCCUCGCCGUCACCGAUCGCAAGGAGGGUCAGCUUUCCACCUCGAUCGACACACGCUGGACUCCCAUUGACGCCGAGCCCAGCUGCGACUUCAACAUCUUUGAGCAUCUCGGGAACGAGUCGCCCUACUUUAGCUCGCCGAUCUUCUCUUCGUUCCAGCAGUCUCACUCGGUUCUGCCGGAAGGCUGCACCGUUGAGCAGGUGCACAUCCUGCACCGCCACGGAUCGCGAUACCCGACCUCGUCGACGACCGAAGGAGCGCCCUACUUCGGUGCGGUUAUCGCCAACGUCUCGCGCCUCACCAACCCUUCGAGCAACUUCUCCGCCAGCGGUCCGCUGAGCUUCUUGAACAGCUGGAAGUACGAGCUGGGUGCCGAGGUGCUCAACGCGGUCGGUGCGCAGCAGCUCUUCGACUCGGGUGUCCACCACUACUACCAGUACGGCAAGCUGUACAACGAGACGCACAAGCCGGUGAUCCGCACCACGAGCCAGCAGCGUAUCCUCGACAGUGCGCGAUACUGGACGCUCGGCUUCUUCGGCUGGGACGCUCCGUCCAAGUACAACCUCGAGAUCAUCCUCGAGGGCGGCGAUGGACUGGGCACCGCAGGCGCGUUCAACAACACCUUGGCUAGCUACGAUACGUGCAACAACAGCGAUACGAUCACGGUGGGUGACACCUACCUUCGACCUACGUGGGACGCCAUCUACCUGCCCAAGCCGCGCGACCGCCUGCAGCAGUACGUCUCCGGGCUCGAGCUGACCAACGAGAUGGUGUACGGCAUGCAAUCUCUCUGCGCCUACGAGACGGUUGCGUUGGGCUACUCGAACUUCUGUGGCCUGUUCACCAAGGACGAGUGGGAAGGCUUCGAGUACGAUCUGGACCUGCAGUUCAACGGUGAUUAUGGCAUCAUGAGCCCUAACGGCAAGGCGCAGGGUAUCGGAUGGGUCAACGAGUUCCUCGACAGGCUCGAGAAUGCCACCUGGAACGCAGCGACGAUUACGACCGAGAACAGCACGCUGGAUAGCAACCCGACCUACUUCCCGCUCAACCAGAGCAUGUACGUCGAUUUCACGCAUGACGAUAUCAUCGUCUCGGUGCUCACGGCGUUGAACUACACCCAGGUGGUCGGCGACUUUUUGGAUCCCACCUACGCCGAUCCCAGCCGAACGUUCGUGCUCAGCCACAUCACGCCGUUUGCAGCGAGGCUCGUGUUCGAGGUGGUCAGCUGCAAGGGCAAGAGGUACGUCCGCACCAAGCUCAACGAGGCUGUCAUUCCGUACAGCGGCGCCGAGGGUUGUCCGGCUGGAAAGGCGCUUUGCCCCAUCGAGAGCUUUGUCGGCUUUCAAAAGGAAAACGCGUACAAGGACGCCAACUUCAACAAGGCCUGCUUUGGGGUCAACGGCACCGAUUUCACUGUCACUGGACCUGUCCGCAACGGCACUGUCUACUAG
Kalmanozyma brasiliensis GHG001 is the source of this 1641-nucleotide messenger RNA. Its product is annotated as Histidine phosphatase superfamily, clade-2. The record is from RefSeq and is a predicted model, not a curated record. Bases 1 to 1641 code for a protein of 546 amino acids. The transcript has a single exon. NCBI's taxonomy places the organism in Eukaryota, Fungi, Basidiomycota, Ustilaginomycetes, Ustilaginales. Gene Ontology annotation, molecular function: acid phosphatase activity.